This is a messenger RNA of Spirodela intermedia, 803 nucleotides long. The record is from the annotation of a GenBank genome assembly. Lineage: Eukaryota; Viridiplantae; Streptophyta; Magnoliopsida; Alismatales; Araceae.
AUGGCAUCGCAGAAGGGAGAGAGUUUGUCUCAAGAUCUUGCAGUGUCUGGAGGAUUGAAGGAGCGGAGCAACCUACGCAGGUAAGUACCUUUCCGAUCCUCACCAAACUCAACUAUCAAGUUUGGGCAUCUCAGGUGGGGCUUCAUCUUGAAGGCCUUGUGCUAUGGGAUGUCAUUGAAACGGAGAACUCUGUCAAGAAGAAAGAUCGACAAGUUAUGUCCAUCUUAUUCAGCACCAUCUCUAAUGAGGUUUCAUGUGAGCUAGAUGUGGAGAAAACGAUGAAGCAGACGUGGAAUCUCCUGAAGGUUAAAAACAACGAAAUUCUACGCUUACAGACAACAUAGAUUCAAUCACUUCGUAGAGACUAUAAAAAUCUCUCCAUGGAUGAAGAGGAGUUGAUUCUUAAUUACUUUGAAAAAUUGUCUCAUGUGGUGAUUGAACUAAGAAGUCUCAGAGAGAAGAUCUCUCUGCCAAACUAUUGAGAUCUGUCUCAGGUAGGUUUGACUCCAUCACGACUUCUAUUGAACAAUUUCAGGCUCUUGACGCGAUCACGGUGGAUGAGAUUUUUGGGACACUCAAGAUUCACGAGGAUAAGCUCCGUGAUCGUUUGGUCAAAAGGGAGGAGAAACCUCUUCUCGCAUGAGCCAUGGGGAAAGACAAACAAAAAGCCGCCGCAGAUGAAAAUUGCGGCAGAGGCAGAGGACGCGGUAGAGGAAGAGGCUGUGGCAGAGGAAGCGGAAGAGGUUCCUCCAAAAUCAGAGAUAGUGAUGAUGAAUCACUCCCUAGAGACAACUCGAAGAUAA